UUAGGUGGCUACUUCAACAGCAGAAUGGCGGAACCCCAUAAUAUAUUUUUAAAGAAAACCUUUGUAGCCAUUACAGGUGCCUGCAGAGGACUGGGGAGAUCAAUUGCACUUCAGUUUGGGGCCAAGUUUCCCCCUAACUCCGUCAUGGUACUCAUGGAUAUUUUGCCUUUGGAAAGUGUCAAGUCAGAAGUGUUGUCUGUGGCUCCGAAUAUCGACGUUUUGGUGAGGCAUUUUGACCAGGGAAACUCAGAGGACAAAAAUUAUUUCAAAGGCAUUUUUUCAAGACUUUUACAAGACAACAACUUUUCACAAAAUGACUUUGAGCAAUAUAUGAUCGUUCACGACUGUGCUACUAUGGGUGAUUUAUCAAAGAGGUCGCUGGAACUUUCCGACUCCACGUUUGUGCGGAAGUACUUCGACAUCAACGUGACCGGAAUGAUCUUACUUAACACUAGUUUCUUCCAGACUUUCUCAGAUUCUUCAAAAUCUCGUGUCGUUGUCAAUAUGUCGUCAGCACAUACCUCAGUUCCUUUGGCAUCAUAUCAUCUUUACUGUGCAGGUAAGGCUGCCCGUGACAUGUAUAUGCGUGUACUGGCCGUGGAGGAACCGUCUCUAAGGAUACUGAUUUUCUCACCGGGUUGCUCCGACACCGACAUGGCAAAACAAGUUGAGAAAACGUGUAUGGAUAAGUCUGUUGUUGAAAUGUUACAAAAAUUUAGAGCUGAUGGAACAAUGACGUCUCCAGAUGUUCCAAUAUCUACGCUUGUUCAGAUUCUGGAAGAAAACACAUUUGAAAACGCUGUUUAUGUAGAGAGUGUCAAAUUAUUUUAAUUCUGGGUAUUGUAAAGACAUUGCUUGAAAAAGCCAAUUCGAAAAAAAUGACAAGUUAAAUAUAUAACAUGGACAGUUAGGGAAAAAUCGAACUAAGCAGUAACGCAAACAUAUUCUUUUUCUAUUUCACAAUAUGAACAGAUAAAGACAGACGGUGCCCCCACAAAAGAUAAACAUUUUACAAACUACAGUAUGGCUGUAUCAGAAUCAAAAUCGACCAAAUCUGAAAUAUGUCUGAUAGCUAAUUGUUUCGCCUUUCCCUGUAAUCCUUAAAUUAUACACCAUUGAACAUUGGGUUUUGUUCAUGCUUAACAUAAGAGGUGUACUGCUUAGUUUUCUAAUUGAUGAUGAGUGUUUAUUAUAAACCGUGCAUCUACCCAAGAGCUAAGCAAUGCCAUCAAGUUUAACGCAUGUAAAAUGUCCCAUAGCAUUAUUCAUAUCGAUCAAAGUCAUUUCUAAGUUAAAGUCUCUCUUAGCAUGACUUCCGUAACAGGCUUGAAAAUACCUAAAUCGUCACACACACCAGUAUGGAUGGCCGUUUCGGACCCAAUACGGUACAUCUACACAACAUGAAAUGGAAAUUGAUUUCAUCUUGAAGACGUUGUAUUGCAUAUGAGGUACCCCAUUAGAUAGUAAAUGUUCAAUGCGUAUUUGUGAAGAUAUUUCGUUCACAAUUUUCUUCUUCAUACUGCAAUACACAAACCAAUUGGCAAAAUGUCUAACUAUUUAUUUUGGUACGGUGAUGCGUAAACUAUUCUCAAAAAUGUAAUGUCCUGUAAACGAACAUUCAUUUGACUUUGAAUUUGAAUUAUUGUAAUUAUAAUAGUGUGGUGAGACAUAAGUUAACGCACAAAAUACAGCAAUAUCGACGAGCAAGUAGUAGACUUAUAAUGGACAGGUACAUCAAAGUACACAAUUUAUCAGACGACAGGCAGACUGUUUACCCACCCAUUGACCUUGACAGAUGCACUCCUCUAUACGUAGAUAAGAAAUUCAGUUUAAACAAGGCACAUAUAACACCGAUUAGAGAUAAACCUACCCAUGUGACAUAUUUUUAUAUUACAUAGCUCAACAAAAUGUCUCAAACAAAGGCAGUACCGAUGUUAUUACACUAAUGUUAAUCAUUUCUUAUUUCUGUAUGUAAUGAAAUAUCUUGAUUAACAUGACUGCUAUUAUCGUGCUACCAUACCCCCUAUGGUCAUUGCUCAAUUUAGCGUACCUUAUAAUCAUAUCAACACGGUAGAUACUAAUGACAUCCUGAUUAUAUUGACAAGACGAUUUUAUUUUGACCCAACACCCCAACAAUUCGGGAAAAUGUCGGUAUUUGGUGUUGGCAUUCAGUUUCAUCAAUGUAUACAUUUGCUAUGUUAUAACGAACGAAUCAGGAAAUCACGUUGCUCAGAUUGAAGACUGCGUUUUCUGUGGGAACCUGCGUUUUCUCUACAAAAAAACACUAAUACCUCUUAACAUUCGUUUAGGAGAAUUCAACAUUUCAACUACCCAAUGAUAGUAAUGAAAUAAACCAUUAACAAAUUACUUCAAAUUACCUUUAUAUUGACAAUUCGGUACUAUAUGUCUUAAUUCGACUACAAGGAAAACACAAACGUGUAACUGUUUCUAGAGUCUAGAAUCUAUAGAUAGUAAAAUAAAUUAAGUAAAUAGUUUAAUUAUCACAUCAUCAGAUGAUUAAUAUAGAGUUAAAGAGAAAAAAGUUUAACCUGUUAAUGAUAAAUAUAGUACAUGUUUAUAUUUAGUAUUGUACAUUAGAUUAACUCUAUAUGAGACAGUCCUUACCUGAUAAAACUGCUGUGUUGUCUUAUUUACGAAUCAUUUUUUAAUAGUAUCAAAUAAAUGUACAGUUUU
Mizuhopecten yessoensis (Yesso scallop) is the source of this 2694-nucleotide messenger RNA. Its product is annotated as sepiapterin reductase-like. Gene Ontology annotation, biological process: tetrahydrobiopterin biosynthetic process. The coding region runs from base 25 to 831 and encodes 268 amino acids. The record is from RefSeq and is a predicted model, not a curated record. Gene Ontology annotation, molecular function: sepiapterin reductase (NADP+) activity. NCBI's taxonomy places the organism in Eukaryota, Metazoa, Mollusca, Bivalvia, Pectinida, Pectinidae. The transcript is spliced from 3 exons.